CAGCGGCCACCGCGGUCUUCUGGCUGGAGAGGGCUCCGUGCUUGGCUGCCCCUUGGGCGCCUCUUUCCCGCCGCAUUUCGGGCGCCCCGAGCUUCCGACCCCCGGCUCGCUCGCUUCUCCACGAAGCGGGCGGGGGCGCCUGGCCGGAGGAUCCGGCUACCCUGGACGCACUCCCGAUUCCGGGACUAGCGCUCCUCCCGGGAAGGUGCUGCGGGCGACUCCUGCCCCGCCAGCCCUGACCACCGGGGGGUGCCCCAGGGACGCCGCUCCGCCCGGAGGCGGCAAAGGGGGGGACCAUGAGGCGCCUGACUCGCCGCCUGGUGCUGCCGAUCUUCGGGGUGUUCUGGAUCACCGUGCUGCUGUUCUUUUGGGUCACCAAGAGGAAGUUGGAGGUGCCGCUGGGACCUGAAGUGCAGACCCCCAAGCCUUCUGAUGCUGACUGGGAUGACCUGUGGGAGCAGUUUGAUGAGCGGAGGUAUCUGAACGCCAAGAAGUGGCGAGUUGGUGAUGAUCCAUACAAGCUGUAUGCUUUCAACCAGAGGGAGAGUGAGCGCAUCUCCAGCAACCGGGCAGUUCCGGACACUCGCCAUAAAAGAUGCACACUUCUGAUGUACUGUACGGACCUUCCACCCACCAGUAUCAUCAUCACCUUCCACAACGAGGCCCGGUCCACCCUGCUCAGAACUAUCCGCAGUGUAUUAAACCGCACUCCCAUGCAUCUGAUCCAGGAAAUCAUAUUAGUGGAUGACUUCAGCAAUGACCCCGAUGACUGCAAACAGCUCAUGAAGCUACCCAAAGUGAAGUGCUUACGGAACAGUGUACGGCAAGGUCUGGUCCGAUCCCGGAUACGAGGUGCUGAUGUUGCCCAAGGAAGCACGUUGACAUUCCUGGACAGCCACUGCGAGGUGAACAGAGAUUGGCUUCAGCCCCUGCUGCACAGGGUCAAAGAGGACUACACUAAGGUGGUGUGCCCUGUGAUUGAUAUCAUUAACCUGGACACCUUCAACUACAUCGAGUCUGCCUCGGAGCUCAGAGGGGGGUUUGACUGGAGUCUUCACUUCCGAUGGGAACAGCUCUCCCCAGAGCAGAAGGCUCGACGCCUAGACCCCACUGAGCCCAUCAGGACUCCAAUCAUAGCUGGUGGACUCUUCGUGAUAGACAAAGCCUGGUUUGAUUACUUGGGGAAGUAUGACACAGACAUGGACAUCUGGGGUGGGGAGAAUUUCGAAAUCUCCUUCCGUGUGUGGAUGUGUGGGGGCAGCCUGGAGAUUAUUCCUUGCAGCCGCGUAGGCCAUGUCUUCCGGAAGAAGCACCCCUACGUUUUCCCAGAUGGAAAUGCCAACACAUACAUAAAGAACACCAAGCGGACAGCUGAAGUGUGGAUGGAUGAAUACAAACAAUAUUACUAUGCUGCCCGGCCUUUUGCCCUGGAGAGGCCAUUUGGGAACAUCAAGAACAGACUGGACCUGAGGAGGAGCCUGCCCUGCCAGACCUUCAAGUGGUAUCUGGAGAAUGUCUACCCAGAACUCAGGGUCCCCUCAGAUUCCUCCAUCCAGAAGGGCAACAUCCGGCAGAGGCAGAAGUGUCUUGAGUCUCAAAAGCAGAACAAUGAAGAGCUCCCAAGCCUCAGGCUGAGCCCCUGCAUUAAAAGCAACGAAGCAAAGUCCCAGGUAUGGGCUUUCACAUACACCCAGCAGAUCAUCCAGGAGGAACUGUGUCUGUCAGUUGUCACCCUGUUUCCUGGUGCUCCAGUGGUUCUUACUCUGUGCAAGAAUGGAGAUAACAGGCAGCAAUGGACCAGGACCGGGGCCCGGAUUGAGCACAUAGCAUCCCACCUCUGCCUAGACACAGAUAUGUUUGGUGACAGCACUGAGGAUGGCAAGGAAGUCGUCAUCAACCCUUGUGAAUCUUCACUCAUGAGCCAGCACUGGGACAUUGUGAACUCAUGAGCACCCCAUCUGGACUCAGCAUGGGGGUGGUGCUUCCCCAGACCAAAACAGACUGGAAGCCAGGCUAAGAACAGCCUGGGACUGCACCGGAUACCUUGGACUGGAGGUGGAGCAAAGCCUCCUCCCCUCCCAGAGGGGAGUGGCUGCCUCAGGGAAGAUGGAAGAACAGGUCACCAGCCAGUGGGACCGAGCAAGAAACCCACAUUUUUUUCAUUGUUGUGAAGUUCCAGUCCUGGCCAUGUCUUGCCCUCAUUGGUCCCUAGAGUCAGAGAUCCAAUGGGAUGUAUUGGUUGUUUCCUUUCCUCAAGUGGAGGCCAGAGAGAAAAGGAGUCCUUUUCUAUCAUCAGGUCAGGACUCACGUGAGAGAUGACCAAAUAGAAGGGGCUUCCAGAACAAAUAAAGUUAACCUUAGAUGUUGUC
This is a messenger RNA of Perognathus longimembris pacificus (Pacific pocket mouse), 2369 nucleotides long. It is a transcript of the gene Galnt14, whose product is annotated as polypeptide N-acetylgalactosaminyltransferase 14. The coding region runs from base 297 to 1949 and encodes 550 amino acids. The transcript is spliced from 15 exons. Gene Ontology annotation, cellular component: Golgi apparatus. The record is from RefSeq and is a predicted model, not a curated record. Lineage: Eukaryota; Metazoa; Chordata; Mammalia; Rodentia; Heteromyidae.